AUGCGAGGACUCAGAGCUCCCAAUGCGCUCCUCAGAGGCGCCAAUGGCAUUCUACCAGCUUCUCAAAGCAGCGCAAUCCAGGCACCGCUCGCAGCUCGCCUGAUGGUAUCCUCAACUCUCCGCCCGCAAAACAACACCACCGCCGCGACGAUUCGUCCCUUCUCCCACUCAACAACCCUCCAAAAGAAGAAGAAGAGCGAGCCCAAAUACCCAACAGCCGACUCCCCCGCCGUCGUCUCCCGCACCUCCCACACCGCAGACGAAGCCGACACAGACGACCUCCCGGGCUCAAAGCACCCGAAACCAGACCCAACCGACCCCCUCAACUUCGCCGACGUCGCCUCCCGCUUCGCCUCCCUCUCCUCCCACCACACCGAGAUCCUCAAAAAACUCCAAUCCGGCGACCGCUUCUCGCCCGACGCCAUCGGCGCCCUCGCCAUCCAGCCCGACCGCAAGGACCCGACGACCUACCCCCUCCGCGAGCUCGCCGAGAUCGUGCCCCGCCCCGGGGGGCGCACCGUCAGCCUCCUGCUGCACGACAAGGACUACGUCAAGCCCGUCAUGGCCGCCGUCCAGGCCUCGCCCGACUUCAACCAGCAGCCGCAGCGCGACCCGGACAACGAGCUCGAGCUCGUGCUCAAGGUCGAGGCGACAAACAAGGAGGUCGUUGUGCGGCGGGCAAAGGACGCCGCCCAGGCGUGGCGGGACAAGAUGCGCGUCGCGACGGAGAAGAGGAAGAAGCUGCACGCAAAGUGGGAGAAGGAGAAGAGCAUCGUGCCGGAUCUCAAGAGGCGGGCGGACAAGGAGCUGCAAAAGGUGCAGGAUAAGGAGAUGAAGGUUGUCGAUGCUGCUGAGCAGCAGGCUGUCAGGAAGUUGCAAGCUUAA
Molecule: messenger RNA, 885 nt
Organism: Colletotrichum paranaense
Lineage: Eukaryota; Fungi; Ascomycota; Sordariomycetes; Glomerellales; Glomerellaceae
Product: ribosomal recycling factor
Exons: 2
Coding region: 1-885 (294 amino acids)
Biological process (GO): translation
Cellular component (GO): mitochondrion
Molecular function (GO): ribosomal large subunit binding
Source: RefSeq, a predicted model, not a curated record